AUGGCUGCCCAACCACGAUGCCCUUCCCAGUACCUACCCGACUUUACGGGCCAGGUUUUUGACCACCGCUACACACUCACCGCUCUCCUCGGCACCGGCUCGUAUGGCAAAGUGUACAAAGCCGUCGACAGGCUGCGCCUGCGCCACGAGCCUGAGUUUCUCGCCAUCAAGUGUAUGGAGCGGUGGUCGGACGUUUCGCCUCAACGUCAACUACAAGAACAGGAAGUCCGCCUCCACAAACUCGCCGGCUACCAUCACAGGACCGUCUCGCUCCACCACCACUUCGUCUGUGGAGAGUAUCUGUUCAUGGUAAUGGAGUUCGCUGAGACCAACCUGUUCGCUGCUAUGGUCGACCUCGACCUCUUUCGUCAUAACGUGCCGCUCAUCAAGGAGUCGAUGAAUCAUAUCCUCGACGGCCUCGCGGAUAUGCAUGGCAUCAAUAUCUUUCACCGAGACAUCAAGCCCGACAACUUGCUCUGUAAUGCGGACGGCACAAAUAUUCGCUUCACUGACUUCGGGCUGUCUACUCGACGGGCUGUUUCAAAGCAGUUCGGUUGUGGGUCGAAGGGUUACAUGCCUCCAGAAGCGCUUGAUCCGGACCACCCUGACGCAUUGGCCGGCUACUCGCCUAAAGCGAACGACCUAUGGGCCGUCAGCAUGGUCCUCGUCAACUUUAUCUCUUGUCGCCUACCGUGGGUGGCUGCUGAGUACCACGAUCCCGCUUAUAGACGCUUUAUCGACAACCGGGACCGUCUCCUCCGCACUCUCCGUCUCACCAACGAGGCGAACGACCUGCUCAAGCGCUGUUUCGAUCCAAAUCCACAAGUUCGGCCGACGUUGGAAGAGUUUCGAAUAGCGCUCAACAACAUUGAGCAAUUUACUGUCGACCCGCCGGAGACCGUCUGCGACCCCGGUGCAACGCCUCGGCCUAGGCAAUCUCACAUCAUGCCCGACAUGUUGCCUCUCCCAGCUUCCCAACUGGCCGAGCUCAUUGCGGAGCCGGUGUCCACCAGCCCUGACGAGUCCUCGUCUUCAGUUCCGCGGCCAUGCGACUCAACUCCACCAACGUCGUUCGUACCGUCGUCGUUGCCGUCAAAUCCUGCUCCAACCAUCCCUCCUCGGGAAACUUCCAAACGCCCUCUUGGGCGUCUUGAGAGUAAACCUCGACCCACAUAUUACUCGCCUCCACCGAAUCCUGCUGGUUGUGCUGUCGAGGUCCCCGUUCAGCAUCUCGGUCGCCAACCGCCGCCGCGACCGCGCCAGCGUCGGUCUUUCCUCAAGUCGCUCGCUCGCAACUUGGGUUUACGCCGGGUGCGUGGCGAAUGA
Mycena indigotica is the source of this 1326-nucleotide messenger RNA. Its product is annotated as Protein kinase domain-containing protein. The record is from RefSeq and is a predicted model, not a curated record. The coding region runs from base 1 to 1326 and encodes 441 amino acids. The transcript has 2 exons. Lineage: Eukaryota; Fungi; Basidiomycota; Agaricomycetes; Agaricales; Mycenaceae. Gene Ontology annotation, biological process: protein phosphorylation. Gene Ontology annotation, molecular function: ATP binding; protein kinase activity.